Messenger RNA from Funneliformis mosseae, 876 nucleotides. Lineage: Eukaryota; Fungi; Glomeromycota; Glomeromycetes; Glomerales; Glomeraceae. The record is from the annotation of a GenBank genome assembly.
AUGAACUUUCUAAAGUUUGCUAAAGAAUACAAAAAAUUAUUUCCGAAUAUCACAUCUGAAGAAAUUUGUAAAGCUUUUCAGGUUAACAAUGAACAUCAAGACGAAGACGUAAACAGAUUUUGGAAUGCACUAAAGAACAAAAAUGUUGAAUGCGGAGAAUUCCUCCAACUGUCUGAGGGCAUCCAUUUUUUAGAAAAUGAAGAUAAAACUUCAAUUAUUUACAUUUGUAAAUGCUAUCAUGAUUUGGCAAAGAUCGCAUUUGAUAAGAAAAUGAAAAAAGAUUGUGAAUUAGCGGUAAUCUGGGUAUCAGAAAGACGCUAUUUGGCUACUACUUACUUUAUUUACUUUCAAUCAUAUCAGAAAAAUUCAAAUGCAUGGUACAUUGUGGAUGCUAAGAUACCAGUUAAAGCUAAUGCAAGAACAAUUCUUUUAUGUUCAUCUAGAAAGGAUCUCUAUAGAGAUUUUGACAAGUUUGGACUUUCAACAAAAGAAAAGGUUGAAGAAUUAUUUUUGAAGUGGGGAGGAAUUCCUAGGUUCGUUUUAGAACAGGCUGAUGAUAAAGAUACAGAUGAAAUGAGCUAUAAGCUCGUUCACAUUUAUACAAAUCUCCCAUUCGCUGAUGAAGUAAAGGACGAAAAUGAAAUGGAUUUAGAUACUAUUUCCACUAUUCCUAAUGAUGUAAUGCUAGAUCGCCACGAUGAAAGACCCUAUAUAAAGUCAAUCAUAAGAUUCGUCUCUGACUUUAUUAAGCAAGAAGUGACCAAAACACUCGAGGAAGAUAUAAGGAACAAAUUGCAUACUGAAACGAAUUUAAGCUUAAAAGCAGGAAUCAGUAAUUCGUUAUUGGGCAUGUUAUUUGAACAGAUUGCUCAUUAG